UUUUUUUUUUUUACCUUUUUUCAUUUAAACCAUAUUUCAAUGGCACCUAGGUCCAGGAAACACACUGUUUCACAUUUUAAUGUGAUGGUCGUUGGGCACUCAGGGGUAGGCAAGACGAGUUUUAUCCGCACUCUACUGGAAACCCUCAGACUGGAAGAAGAACAACGGAAGGAAGAGACACCAACGACCAAGAAGAGAAGAGACUCAUUUAUGAGUGAAACAUCCUUUGUGAAUAUCGAACCAGAAGGACCUAUCGAGAAGACAUUACAACCUUAUACUGUAUCAAGAGAAAUCAAUAUUGACCGAGAACAUGUUCUCCUGACAUUGAUCGAUACACCUGGAUUUCACCAAGAGUACUUGAUCGAUAAACAGCUGCAUGAUAUCUUGAAAUAUAUUGAACAUCAGUUUGACUUGACUUUGGCCGAGGAAACAAAAGUCAAGCGUAAUCCAAAAGCAGUCGACACGCAGGUUCAUUGUUGCCUUUAUUUUAUGGAUCCCAAAAAAUCAUGUUUGGAUGAAUAUGACAUUCGUAUCCUGACAAGAUUAUCAAACCGUGUCAACGUUAUCCCUGUGAUUGGAAAAGCAGAUCAACUUACUUUGGCUCAAAAGAACCGAUUGAAGCCAAGGAUCAUUCAAGAUAUCUAUAACAAGAUACCCAUUUAUGGUAUGCCUACAAAAGAAGAAGAAGAGGAAGAUGAGGAUGAGGAUGAAGAAACCAAAAAAGCAGAGACCUUGAAUGACUUUAUACAGCAAUUCAAUUACGAGGAAGAAGACCAGGAUACAAAGACGAUACUGGACUAUCUAAAGAUCAUUCCGUUCACGUUUAUUGCGUAUGAGGAUGAACCAGAUACGGGUAAACCACUAGAGAUCGAGGGGUUAUCACUUGGCAGAGAUUUUGGAUGGGGAACAAUCGAUUGUCUAAACGAUAAAUAUUCAGAUUUCAAUCAACUAAAGCAUGCAUUAUUAUUCACACAUAGAAAGUUUUUACAAUUAGACACCGUCGAACGAUAUUACGAGCAGUAUCGAACUGAGAAACUGAUGUUCAAGAGGGCAACCAGAUUAAAGUCCUUAGACAUGUCUUCACAAAAGAUAUUAAAAGAUUUGAGCGAAUUAUAACUUAUAUAUAAUAAAUGAUUUAUUAUUAUAAAUGACUUUGUUGACCAAGUUUCUUGAGACGAU
This is a messenger RNA of Rhizopus microsporus ATCC 52813, 1179 nucleotides long. Its product is annotated as cell division/GTP binding protein. Gene Ontology annotation, cellular component: microtubule cytoskeleton; cell division site; cytosol. Lineage: Eukaryota; Fungi; Mucoromycota; Mucoromycetes; Mucorales; Rhizopodaceae. Gene Ontology annotation, molecular function: GTPase activity; GTP binding; molecular adaptor activity. The record is from RefSeq and is a predicted model, not a curated record. Gene Ontology annotation, biological process: cytoskeleton-dependent cytokinesis. The transcript has 2 exons. Bases 40 to 1116 code for a protein of 358 amino acids.